CACACGGAACCGACAGCAUGGCGAGAGAACCGCGAGAGAAAGAUCCAUCCCGAAAAUACAGUGCAACGCAUUGGAUGCUCCAGAACAUUGCACAAGAGUCCAUGGAUGAGGACUCGGACGAGGAGUUCUUUGAUGCUCGAGAUGUUAUGGAAGGGAAGACAGCCAUGCUUCUGGAAAUGAGCCAGUGGAACUCAAACGAUCUGGUGGAGCAAAUCGCGACGCUGGGCAACUUAGAACGCUCACAAGAAAGUCUGUACAGGCUAAGACACCCACGUUGUGCACCACAGAGCAGUGUAGAUGGCCUCGAGGAACUGGAGAGAAAAUGCAGAACACAGUUAUUGAUCCUGGUGGUUCAUGGAGGUCACAUUCUGGACUCUGGAGGUGGUGAUCCAGGUGGGAAGGCAGGUGAUGCUGCUACACUGGCAUCGGUGCUGGAGCGGGUGGCUCGAGCUCACUUCCAGGAAGCAGCAGACAGCAUGUUAGUCCGUCUGGUGCCCUGCCCACCCGUGUGUGCCGAAGCUUUCUCGCUUGUCUCUCAUUUAAAUCCUUACAGCUAUGACGAGAGCAGCGUUUGCACUAGCGUGGAUCAUCUGCCGUUGGCUGCUUUGCCUAUCCUGGCCGCCGCAGCCCCUCAUUACCUGUAUGCUGUAGCGUCAGUCAUCACUCAAGCCAAUCGGGUCUACGCCGACUUUCUUCAUUCCCCUGAGGGUCUCGGCUUCACCGGACAGGUAUGCUUGGUGGCAGACUGUGUUGGCGGUGUGCUCUGUUUUGAUGCACUUUGUUUUAGUGGUGACAGGCAUCAGGAGAGCCCUAAAGCCAACAGCAGGAACUACAGUACAGAGAGCCUUAAAGAGAAGCCAGGUGGGAUGAGCAGUUUGAGUCCCUCUCUGAGGAGCAGCAAGCGCCUGAGUAAGAGCAACAUUGAUAUUUCGGCUCCUUGCGAAGCAGCACCAGCUACCCGUCAUCCACUCAUCCGCAAACAGAGCGAUUCGUGUGACACGGAUAUAACAGGAAGUCAGAGAGAGGUCUUCUUCAGCAGUUUUUCCCAGGAUGAACAGAGUAGCUCUGCACUGGCUGUGAAUCCAGGCUGCUUUGACUUUGAAGUCUCAGACUGCUUUUUACUGGGCUGCCCACUGGGACUGGUGCUGGCCAUGAGGAGAACUGUAUUGCCUGCUGUUCAAGUGGCUCAAUUGCGUCCAGCUUGCUCUCAGAUCUUUAAUCUCUUCUACCCAUCUGAUCCGUCAGCGUCACGACUUGAACCCCUGCUUUACCCACCUCUCACCCAGCUGCCCCCCUUCAGUGUGUCACGCUACCAGCGCUAUCCACUGGGAGACGGACGCUCUACUCUUAUUGCUGACACAGUGGUCAAACAGCUGUUAGGCAGUAAUGCAGAUGUUCAGGCUGCAAGCUGCAAAUCGGGGAGUGCUGAACCUACACCUCCCAACAUCAAGCCUGAGGGCAGCCAGUCUAUCGCACAGUUAUGCAGCGGGUGGUGGGGCACAAAGAGGUUGGACUACGUGCUCUACUGUCCCGAUGUGCUGACUGCUUUUCCAACUGUAGCCCUGCCUCAACUCUUUCAUGCCUCCUACUGGGAAUCUACAGACACCGUGGCCUUCAUCCUCAGACAGGUGCUGCGCUGUGACUGUCUGAAGGCGGGAGAGGCAGACUGCUGUGUACCCAUCUCUCCGUCCAGCCCUCGAGAGAAGUGGCUCCGGAGAAGAACUCACGUCAAAUUGCGGAAUGUUACAGCUAACCACAGAGUGCAUGAUGUGAUUGCGACGGAGGAUGGGCUACAGACGCUGGUUGGGAGGUUCAUGUACGGCCCUUUGGACAUGGUCACCCUGACAGGAGAGAAGGUGGAUAUAUUUUUGGCGACCCAGCCUGGAUCUGGACGCUGGGUGCUUUUCGACACUGUGGUGACCAGCAACAGUGGACGCGUUACCUACACCAUUCCACAAAACAAAAAACUAUCCGUUGGUGUCUACCCCAUCAAAAUGGUUGUCAAAGGUGACCAGACGAGUGCAGAGGCCUUCCUGACUGUACUGCCGCAAGGAAUGGACUGUGUGGUUUUCAGUAUUGAUGGCUCCUUUGCUGCCAGCGUAUCGCUCAUGGGUAGUGAUCCGAAAGUCCGACCUGGAGCUGUAGAUGUGGUUAGACACUGGCAGGACCUUGGUUACCUGAUCAUCUACAUCACUGGCCGACCUGACAUGCAGAAACAGAGGGUGGUGUCCUGGCUCUCACAGCACAACUUUCCCCAGGGCAUGGUGUUUUUUGCUGAGGGGCUCGUCCACGACCCCCUGCGUCAGAAAACCAUCUUUCUUAGAAGUCUUGUUAAAGAGUGUCACAUUAAGAUCGGUGCAGCGUAUGGCUCGAUGAAGGACAUGUCUGUGUACAGUGCUCUGGGACUGGAAGCCUCUCAUAUCUACAUAGUGGGAAGACCAUCAAAGAAACACCAGUGUCAAUUCCUGAGUGAAGGGUACGCAGCUCACCUCUCUGCUCUGGAGUUUGAACAUGGCUCACGUUCCAAGAAAAAUCGCAUGAUCCUGCGCCAGGGCUCAUUCGGUCGCUCCACCAAGCCCGACUUUUUGUCGCCUUCGGCAGAUUUCCUCUCUUGCAAGCGCACACCACUUCUGCGGCGUGCUAUGUCCAUGCAGCAGGCUUCUCCACCCUCUUCCUUGUCCUCAACCCCAAAACCAGAGCGCGCUCAGAGCCAGCCUGAGAGCCACAGGGACGGGCCUGAGAUCCGCAUUGAACUUGACGAUCAGGAUGACGAAACCGGCGGCUUUACUGCCGCAUUUUGAGAGGACAUGAUUACUUGGUUAGUGGGAAAGGAGGAACAAGGGACAUAGUGCUGUGUGUCCACGUUUCUGUCGACCAUCUCAUGAUCCUGCCCUGAUUCUGGAGCUGUUUAUCUUUUCUUCUUCAAACUUCAAACACCUGCUUAAUGGGGACACGGGGAACAUGUCGGCAGACGAGGUCACAUAAAAGCUGGUAGAAAUGAAACGUGCUGAACAAUAGAGUGCUUAGAAGGGAAUGAAGUGAUGGAGUGUAAUUGAGUGGAGUGUGAUAUCUCACCCAUCACUCAGCAACAGGUCUCAGUCGAGCUGGUACUGCUGUAGAGUGGAGGACAGUGGAAUUAUGAUUGAUGGACAGGUAACCGUGUGCGUAAGCAUCUGAUCCAGAUCUAUUUAUAGCUGCACAGCAGUGACAGCUCUUACCCUGAGAUCUGCUAUCCCACUGCGCAGUGAUGCUGCUCCGCUUCUGUCUGCAGUUUGAAUUUGGCGGAUCUUCUCCCAGCCUACGCAGGACCACAACCCUCGAGCCCCUUCCCAUGCCUUUGAUUGGACAGCACUCCGUAUCCCGCCUCCUAAAUGUCAUCGUCGUUAUGAUUGGUUCAUUAACUGUAUACCGCAACAGGAUUGGUCGAAUGUGAUGUCACGUCUCAAACAAAAGAAUCUGGAGAUGAGUUUCAUCUCUUCACUUUACUUUGUUUUGUGUUUUUAAUGAAUCAUUUCAAUCGACUCUUUUAGCUCUUAAACGACUCUUUGUUUAGUAGUAUUGCUAGUUUGGCGUUAACCCAGUCGAAAUGAACGAUUUUAGCUAAGCCUACUCUAAU
This is a messenger RNA of Trichomycterus rosablanca, 3616 nucleotides long. RefSeq names its product PITP-less RdgB-like protein (gene plrdgb). Bases 18 to 2801 code for a protein of 927 amino acids. NCBI's taxonomy places the organism in Eukaryota, Metazoa, Chordata, Actinopteri, Siluriformes, Trichomycteridae. Gene Ontology annotation, cellular component: cytoplasm; COPII-coated ER to Golgi transport vesicle. Gene Ontology annotation, molecular function: glycerophospholipase activity; metal ion binding. The record is from RefSeq and is a predicted model, not a curated record. The transcript is spliced from 22 exons.